AUGGGUAAUUGGGGGGAUUUUAAUGCUGUUAAAUCUAAAUUGGAGAGGAAGGGGAAGGGUAGGCUAAACUUCAUGGAAAUGAAGGACUUUUCUUCAUUUAUAGAUGCAAUAGAUCUUGUAGACAUGCCUAUUGUGGGGAAUAGGUUCACCUGGUUCAAUUCAAGUGGGACGUGUAAGAGUAGGCUCGAAAGAAUUCUUUUGUCAGAAAAGUUAGUGAGAAAGUGGAAAGUUGUGGCUCAAAAGAUGGGGGAUAAAGAUGUUUUAGAUCAUAGGCUGGUGUGGCUCCUCUCAAAUUCAAUGGAUUGGGGGCCAAAACCGUUCAAGACCUUUCACGCUUGGUUUGAUCACUCGGAUUUCAUCAAAUUGUUUAAGGAAUCUUGGCAAUCCAUUCAUGUGUAUGGCAAUGCUAGUAAUAUUUUGGUUCUCAAAUUGAAGGGUCUUAAGCACAAACUUUGGUGGUGGAAUAAGCACGUGUUUUAUUGGCUUGAUUUGAAGAUUAUAUAUGGUGUGGAUAAUUUAAAUAGUAUUGAGAGGGACAUGGAAGAUUGCAAUGAAGACAUUCCUGAGGAAGUUCUAAGGAGGAGAUAUUAG
Molecule: messenger RNA, 591 nt
Organism: Lathyrus sativus (Indian pea)
Lineage: Eukaryota; Viridiplantae; Streptophyta; Magnoliopsida; Fabales; Fabaceae
Source: the annotation of a GenBank genome assembly